GAAAAAAAUCAUUCGAUAAUGAAAGUUUCAUCGAAAUCCUCCAAUUUAAUACGACGAAACCAACAGACUACGAUAUUUCCAAUUCCCAAUCCUCCUAAUUAAUAUUUUCAAAGGAUGGCGCGCUCAGCAACGGAUGCAACACGAUUUACGUCGACGACCCCACACGCUGCUACAAAACCAAAACCCGUAUCAAGAAAUCCAGGACCACCAGGAGAGACACCGCAACAGAGAGUUAGGAGGUUAAGAGCUGCGGCAGAUAAAGCUAGAGAUGCACAAAUUUCGACAUUUGAUAAGUUCCUUCUGAGGGGAAGAGUAUGGGCGGACAAGGCGCACAGGUUUACAGCUUUCAGUCUGAUUGGACUUACAUUUAUUGCCGGUGGCGUCACAGUCUAUGCAUUGGGAGAUAUGAUGGUAUAUAAUCGCAAAAAGCGCGCCGAGUUUUACGCAGAACAGAAAUUCAAAUAUGCCAUGGCACUUGAGAGUGCACAAGCUGCCGCAGCAUCUGGCAUUGCAACCGAAUCACAGAUAGAGUUUUUGAACAGAGAAAAGGAACGGGAACAGAAGGUCAAAAUUGCGGAAGAGGCCAAAAAGAAGGCCCCUGGAGCAUGGAAGAAAAGUAAGGACUGGUUGUUUUCGGGCCUUAAGAAAGAAGAAGAGGGAGACGAUGUAGGGACCAGUGAGAGAAGGUUAGGAUAUGAGGCAUUGAGCGAAGAGGAUGAUACUCUCGGGGAGAGGGAAAGUGAUGUUCUAAGAGCGAUCGAGGAGAAGAAAAUGGCAAUACAAAAUAAGGCGAAGUCUGCAUUUGAGGCAGAGAAGGAGAGACAAAGAAAUGGUGGACCGCUGGAUAGGAUAGGGACUGAUGGGGAAGAGCAAAAGCCGAAGUCUGGCGGUUGGACAUCAUUCAUGAUAAGGAAAUGAGCAGUGGGUGCGGAUGAGGAAGGGGGCGAAAAGAAAAGAAAUAAAUGAACGUCUAUGUAUCAUAUGGGAUGAAGGUGUCUUGCAUUGGGCUUGGCGUUCGAUUCAAUCUCUCCUGUUCUAGAACUAAGAGGUCAAAAUGGCCAAGCCGACGUCUCUCACUGUUGAUUUUGCUUACUAUUCUCAAGCGCGUGUCAAUGCUUCAAUGCGUUGAAGAUCCUUAGAUCUAACUGGGCGAAUAGUUCGGAAUAUAGCAUGCGAGGACGGGAUGUCGAAAUGAAAAAUAAUCUACUAUCGGCAAAAUAUAUACAGGAGGGUCUUGACCCCUUUUUCGUUUUCUAGAACCAAUAUACGAUUGUGUCAAAGAGUUCGAUGUCUUGAAAACUAGGGAUUGUUACCAAAGAUAGACAAAUAUGGAAACAUACUAUAAGAAGCAUGUAGAGUGCAGCACAGCAAUGAUCCAGCUAGAUUUUGAAAGGGGGUCUUGUAACGAAAGAUGGUAGGUAUCAACUUCAGAGAACCCCUUUCGAAGCUACUGAUUGUUUUUAAUGCCGAUUCGACCAAAUAUAAGCCCCACCAA
Molecule: messenger RNA, 1495 nt
Organism: Botrytis cinerea B05.10
Lineage: Eukaryota; Fungi; Ascomycota; Leotiomycetes; Helotiales; Sclerotiniaceae
Exons: 2
Coding region: 115-918 (267 amino acids)
Source: RefSeq, a predicted model, not a curated record